UCCUCAUUGCCCUGCAGGGAAAAAAGUUGGGCACAGCGCCGGAGAUGUUCCCCGGUGCCGCCACGCUGGAGGUAUGCGAACCUGGGGACGCGUUUACCAGCAGCUUCCCCUGCGCUCGGGGAUUCUGCUGCUGCUGCUGAUCCCACCGCUGCUCGUCGCGCUCCAGCUGCUCGUCGUCGGUCCACGGUUACCUCGAGCCGCAAGUCUGGGAUCCGACGAGCAGGGAGGCGCUGCCGUCGCUUUCUCUGUUCUCAACAUCGAACCGGAGAAGAGCUCGCGCCGGUGGGGAACCCCGUUCCUGCGACCGCGUCUGGAGGAAGAGGAGGAGGAGGAUGGAGAAGGGAUCAGGGAGGGGACACGAGCCUACGAGGAUGAGAACGAAAUACAGGUUGGAUCCAGAGCAGUGGAGGUGCAGCCGUGGGCGGCCGGUAAGCCGUCAUUCACGGCAGAACUCGGUCGUCUCAUUGCAUACAUCACCAGGCCACAGUUGAACUGCUCCAGGGUUAUAUGUCCAGCUCAGGCUCAGGCCUCACAGCCUCCUGCACUCCAGGAGUCACUCCACUGGCUGCUGUGUGCCGAGGCCUGGCUGCUUCCUGCUGCAGACAGACCGUGUGUGGCGUACUCCUUCAGUAUGGAUGGAGGAGAUGCCGACUAUCUAAAGACAGUGUCUGGGCUGGGGUGUGAAGUGCACAGUUUUGAUCCCAGCAGCACCAAUGCAUCUGCCGGUCACCUUGGCAACAGUUUGGCUAGUAACCAUGGUGACAGAGGUGUGGUCAGCCAGCACAAGAUGUGGCUGGAGUGGCGCGCUGCAAGGAAGCGCAAGCACAAGGCAAGAGGCGACCUGGGUAGUGUCUCGCAAACGUUGGCAGACAUCAUGGCAGCUCUGGGACAUCACACAGUUCACUUCUUGUACGCUGACCUGCUCAGUGCAGAGUGGCGAGUUUUCCAGAACUGGAUUGAGUCAGGAACUCUGCAGAGUGUCCAUCAUCUGGUUGCUACAGUGCAUCUGCAAUGGGCAGGGUUUGAGGUGGGAGGAACUGAUGAGGAAGUGCUCUGCUAUUGGUUCAGCGUUCUACAGGGUCUCCAGGCUUCUGGACUGAAGCUGGUCCACAGCUCUGCAGGAGACGGUCACAGUGUCCUGAAACGAACAGUUGGACAUGCUCGCAGCUCCUACACUCUCAGCUGGGUCAACACGAGAUAUUGACAUGGGCACAGACACAUGCUUUCUUGGCAUGACAUCUCCCUCUAGUGGAGAUGAACGGAUCUGUCUUUUUAUGACCGCUUACAGGAAAACACAGGUGUGUUUAAUGCUGGCUAUAUGAUAUGAUAUGAUACGAUAUGAUAUAUGAUAACACAUUUAAAUAUGCCAAACAGAUUUCUUACCAACACUUAACAUUUAUUUUCAUGUCUUUCAAUAGUUGAACCACAGAUUUGCAAUUAUUUAUCAAUAUCAUAUCAUACGGUGUCGCUCCUUAUGCAGUAGCAAUAUUUUGAAUGUAUAUUUAAAACAAU
This is a messenger RNA of Solea solea (common sole), 1512 nucleotides long. Its product is annotated as probable methyltransferase-like protein 24. Bases 74 to 1204 code for a protein of 376 amino acids. The record is from RefSeq and is a predicted model, not a curated record. The transcript has 6 exons. NCBI's taxonomy places the organism in Eukaryota, Metazoa, Chordata, Actinopteri, Pleuronectiformes, Soleidae.